Messenger RNA from Emiliania huxleyi CCMP1516, 333 nucleotides. RefSeq lists its product as hypothetical. The coding region runs from base 1 to 333 and encodes 110 amino acids. The transcript has a single exon. The record is from RefSeq and is a predicted model, not a curated record. NCBI's taxonomy places the organism in Eukaryota, Haptophyta, Isochrysidales, Noelaerhabdaceae.
AUGGCGACCUCGUCGUUGCUGUUGCUCAUGCUCGCUGGCUCUUCGGCGCUCCGCUUGCCUGUCGGUACCACGCCUGCCGUCGCCGUGUCGCGAGCGCCGGCCACAGCGAUGCUGUUCGGCGCGCAGGGCCAGUCAUCGAAAAACCCCGUCAAGAAGGCGAAGAAGGAGGAGCAGCCGGAGGGCGGUUUCGGUGGGUUUGUCCGCUUCAUCACGACUGGUGGCCAGACGAUCAACGAUUUCGGCAUCAGCCCGACGGUAGUGGCCGGCGCGGCCGCCUGGAUCCUGUUUGCGGGCAACAUCCUACUCGGUGCUAAUAGCGGCUACAGCCAGUGA